Verticillium alfalfae VaMs.102 is the source of this 462-nucleotide messenger RNA. RefSeq lists its product with no specific name. The transcript has 3 exons. The record is from RefSeq and is a predicted model, not a curated record. The coding region runs from base 1 to 462 and encodes 153 amino acids. NCBI's taxonomy places the organism in Eukaryota, Fungi, Ascomycota, Sordariomycetes, Glomerellales, Plectosphaerellaceae.
AUGGCGUACGAGCAUAGCAUGCCGACAGUAGCAACCAGGAAAAGAGUUCAAAGAGCAUGCGAGAGCAACGAGCGUAGCCAGUCGUCGCCUGUUUCCAGGAGAGCGGAAAAAGUCCAAGAGACCCGCUUGUCGUUGGGACAUUUCGCGCUGCAAAGCCGUGGUGAUUUGCUCCACCUCAAACUUCACGAGGGCAUCGUCUCCAUCGCCGUUAGCAUGCAAGUCGGCCAGAAUCUUCCGAGCUUCGUCCGCCCGAUCGUUCUUGAUGAGCCACUGGUUUCUGAUGUCAGAAUGGACCAAGGAUUUGCAGCAGCGAAGGGAAGCGCCAUCCCCAAUUGCCAGGAACGUACAGGCCAGCGACUGGAUAAGAGAAUUAGGCCUCACUUCAUUGACAAAGGCCUUCAUUCCUACUCACAAGUCAUCAAAGCUGAGAAGAAGCUGCCGAAAUACGCAAAGGUUUGGUAA